Molecule: messenger RNA, 1822 nt
Organism: Puntigrus tetrazona (Sumatra barb)
Lineage: Eukaryota; Metazoa; Chordata; Actinopteri; Cypriniformes; Cyprinidae
Gene: twf1a
Product: twinfilin actin-binding protein 1a
Exons: 9
Coding region: 127-1170 (347 amino acids)
Biological process (GO): regulation of lamellipodium assembly; positive regulation of neuron projection development; barbed-end actin filament capping
Cellular component (GO): cytoplasm; actin filament; myofibril
Molecular function (GO): actin monomer binding; actin filament binding
Source: RefSeq, a predicted model, not a curated record
CUUGGAUGUCCGCGCAUGCGCAGCUCGAGGGCGGGGCGACGCGUCAGAGACACGUGACGUCACCGCCGCUCCGCUUCCUUCUUCCGGGAUCGAGAGCCUCCCAAACAUCCUCCGCCGAGUGAAAUAAUGUCUCAUCAGACGGGUAUUCAGGCUGCUGACGAGGUGAAGGAUGUCUUCGGCGGAGCCAGGAACGGACAGUUCAGACUCCUGAAGAUCGUGAUCGAGAACGAGGAGCUGGUCCUAGGCCUCACCAAGGAAGCCGCUCGCAGCUGGGAAGAAGACUACGACGCUCUUCUGCUUCCUGUGCUGGAUAAAGAGCUGCCCUGUUACGUCCUGUUCCGCCUGGACUCCACCAACAGCCUGGGACACGAGUGGAUCUUCAUCGCCUGGUCACCUGACCACUCGCCUGUGCGCCACAAAAUGCUGUACGCCGCCACCAGAGCCACGCUCAAGAAGGAGUUCGGCCUCGGACACAUCAAAGACGAGAUGUUCGGCACCAUAAAGGAGGAUGUUUCUCUCAGCGGAUAUAAGAAACACGUCACGGCUCAAUCAGCUCCUCUGCCACUGACUGCUGCUGAGGAGGAGCUACGACAGAUCAAACUCAGUGAGGUUCAGACGGACAUUCACGUGAACACUACUAAGCAGACUCUUCAGGGUGUAGCGUUUCCUCUGGACGGAGAAGCCGUAGCUGCUCUACAACAGUUCAGAGACAAGAAACUCAACUACGUGCAGCUGAGCAUCAACUUUGAGAAGGAGCUGAUCGUGCUGUCGAACACGGACGCCACGGAGGUCAAGGAUCUGCCCAAACGCAUCCCUAAAGACGCGGCGCGCUAUCACUUCUUCCGCUACAAACACUCACACGAGGGAGACUACCUGGAGUCUGCAGUGUUUAUUUACUCCAUGCCGGGAUACAGCUGUGGGAUCCGCGAGCGCAUGCUCUACUCCAGCUGUAAGAACCCUCUGCUGGAGAUGGUGGAGAACAAGCUGCAGAUGGAGGUGGAGAAGAAGAUGGAGAUCGAUAACGGCGACGAGCUGACGGCCGACUUCCUGUACGACGAGGUGCAUCCCAAGCAGCACGCGCACAAGCAGGCCUUCCCCAAACCUCGCGGGCCGCCCGGACGAAGAGGAGAGCGCAGGAUCACGCGGCGACCCGACGGCGCCGACGACUAGCCCUUCAUCUCUCACAGGGUCACGCAGAACUAUGCACGACGCAGACGCCUCCGCGGUGCGUUUACGAGGUGCACCUCAAUUCAAAAAAACAAAAAAAAAACGAGCGAAACCGUUAUUAACCGAUAUCCGACGAGGCUUUAGCGAUUCGAAACGGUGCCAAAGUCCGGUCGUAAACCUUCGCCAUUCCUUUUAUCGUGUCUUACAUCGUUUUAUUUUUCUAUUUUUUUACCAAACACGAGGGAGAUGCUAAUCACGGCUCCGACGGAUCAAACUCAUUUUUUUGAUAUGAUUGUUUGGGUUCCCAUGUGCCAGGAUGCUCAUUUUUCUAUGCAAAUGCUGUUCUGUCGUUUUGUUUCCCGACGUCUUCGUCUCCGGCUGUGUCCCGGAGUCCGAUCAGGACGCGUGGUCACGAUGAACCUCAAAAGGGAAGGUUGAGAAGCGAAUCGCCGCUAGGUCACAACCAUCACCGGUCACACGGAGCAUCUGCUGUCGUUCAGAGAACCACUGUUUAGCCUCCGUACUGUGACCGCUCUUGAGUUUCACAUGUAGCGUGUGUGUGUGUGUGUGUGUGUGUGUGUGUCGAAUACUUGUCUAUAUACAAAUCAGUUUUUGUUUUUUGUUUUUUAGAGAAAAAUAAAGUAUUUGAAUCAUU